GCAACUCAUAGGUCACGCCAACCAACACCAAGAAUGCUUAAAACAGUUGAAGACACUCAACUCUUCUUCAAUUAUAACACUUUUAGCUCAUUCACCAAGGUAGUGUGCGAUUGAAGAAGCAUGAGUCCGGUUCAUGGAUUCCUAUUACUGCUUUUGUUUCUUAAGUUUAUGCCACUUCUCUUGGCGGCCGGGGACCAUGGAAGGUGUCCACCUUCCUUUCCUUGUGGAUAUCUUGGCAAUCUCACUUUCCCUUUUACUAUAACUGGACGCCACCACUGUGGCUUCUUGUCCAUACGAAAUUGUAGUGAUGAUAAUCCACAUAAGCCCAAAUUUAUCCAAGUACAAGCAAAUGGAGGUUGGGUUCAGGUUGUAAACAUACAUCAGCUUCUUAGUAGCCCUACUACCCGUCUCACAACUUUUCAAUUUAGAGACGAACAUUUUUAUGACCUUCUGCAGAACCGAAGUUGUGAAGCUUUCACAAACAAUUAUACUCUUCCUCUUAAAUCUCGCUUUGCUACUUUUAGAUUGUCAUACAGCACAAGUCUGUUCUUGUGCAACAAGACCCUCCAUGUCACAACUAUAAAUGUCAGCAAGUAUAAUGGUUGCCCUGGCUAUGAUAUCUACCACAACCACAUCAUGACAGACGAGGAUGUGUCUCGGAGUUCUUUGACAGCGUGUAAAAAGAUUCUGCUUCCAAUUAAAGACGUGCCUGACGCCAAUGACCCAUUUACUUUCCUAACUGGCGAUGUCACUGUUAUGUUAACAUUAACAGAUCAAUGUUCAGAUUGCUACUAUCGCAAAGGAGGGCAGUGUCAACUUGACAGCAGAGAGCAAUUUUCUUGUGCCAACAGUUACGAGGAAACCAGAAAGAAGAUGUGGAAGGUGGCAACAGCUUCGACCAUGGCGGCUGCUGUACUCGUAGUGCUGAUGGUCUUGGUUUGCUGCUUCAGGACAAAGAUCUUCUAUCCUUUGCUUUGGAAGGAAAAUCCGACUCAUCGCGUUAUUGAGGACAUUUUGAAGGAACAAGGACCCCUUACCACAGCCAGGUUCAGUUAUUUAGAGGUUAAGAAAAUGACCAACUCUUUCAGAAACAAAUUAGGACAAGGGGGAUUUGGUAGCGUGUACAAAGGGAAAUUACACGAUGGAAGUGAUGUUGCAGUGAAAAUUUUAACUGUAUCUAAAGGCAAUGGAGAAGAAUUCAUCAAUGAAGUUGUGAGUAUUAGUAGGACUUCACAUGUUAAUAUCAUUAGACUUUUAGGAUUUUGUUUUGACAAUACUCACCGGGCUCUAAUAUACGAGUUUAUGCCUAAUGGAUCUCUUGACAAGUUCAUCUAUGAAGACAAAAAUGCAUCAAAGAAUGUUCACCAACUGGAUUGGAAAAUAUUGAAUGAUAUUGCAAUUGGCAUUGCUCGUGGAUUAGAGUACUUAUACAGAGGCUGCAACACUAGAAUUUUACAUUUUGACAUAAAACCUCACAACAUAUUACUGGACGAGGAUUUCUGUCCAAAAAUUUCAGAUUUUGGACUUUCAAAAGUAUGUCCUAGAAAAGAAAGUAUGGUAUCCAUAUUUGAUGCCAGAGGAACUGCAGGAUAUAUUGCUCCUGAGGUUUUUUCCAGAAACUUUGGUGUUGUGUCACACAAGUCAGAUGUUUAUAGUUAUGGAAUGAUGAUCUUAGAAAUGGUUGGAAGAAGAAAGAAUAUUAAGACAAAAGUAGACCGGCCGAGUGAAAUAUAUUUUCCUCAUUGGAUUUAUAGUCGUCUUGAAUCAAAUUCAGAGCUUGGUUUAGAAAAUGUGAGAAAUGAAAGUGAGGAUGAAAUGGUGAGAAAGAUGACAAUAGUGGGCUUGUGGUGCAUACAAACUCAUCCUGCAACUCGACCAACCAUAAGCAAAGUGGUGGAAAUGUUAGAAAGCAAAGUUGAGUUAUUGGAAAUUCCACCCAAACCAUUUUUAUCAGAUCCUUCAACUUCUCCAGUCAACUUGUCAGGUGAGACAUUAUAAUUUGUGAGAAUUUUAAUAUGUAACAUAUAUUACAUUACAUUACACUAAUUCCUGUUAUAAGUUGC
Vigna radiata var. radiata (mung bean) is the source of this 2063-nucleotide messenger RNA. RefSeq names its product LEAF RUST 10 DISEASE-RESISTANCE LOCUS RECEPTOR-LIKE PROTEIN KINASE-like 2.5. Bases 121 to 1998 code for a protein of 625 amino acids. NCBI's taxonomy places the organism in Eukaryota, Viridiplantae, Streptophyta, Magnoliopsida, Fabales, Fabaceae. The transcript is spliced from 3 exons. Gene Ontology annotation, biological process: protein phosphorylation. The record is from RefSeq and is a predicted model, not a curated record. Gene Ontology annotation, molecular function: protein kinase activity; ATP binding.